This is a messenger RNA of Penicillium diatomitis, 1761 nucleotides long. RefSeq names its product putative acid phosphatase. Gene Ontology annotation, biological process: phospholipid catabolic process. The transcript has 5 exons. Bases 1 to 1761 code for a protein of 586 amino acids. NCBI's taxonomy places the organism in Eukaryota, Fungi, Ascomycota, Eurotiomycetes, Eurotiales, Aspergillaceae. Gene Ontology annotation, molecular function: hydrolase activity, acting on ester bonds. The record is from RefSeq and is a predicted model, not a curated record.
AUGGAUCCAGACCUCUCCAUGCUUCGACUACCCAUGCAUACAUCGGUUGGAGAUCUCGGCCAUCAUCUUCCUAUCGAUCAUCCAGCCAUUGAGCACUGCACGAGGCGCAACGUGCAUCCAGGCACCCCUGCCAAUUUGCAUCUCCACUGCGGCCCUUCGGCAGAUCCACUCGCAAACAUCCCACCAGUGAAACUUUUGCGCAGUCAUGGUCAACGGCGAGAUUCGACCUUCCAAUCCCUUCCUAGUCUAGCAUGCCUCACGCCUUCAAAGACCGCAUGGUGCCUGAAGAACUGGACGCGAUCGCGCCCGCUGACCAGUGAAGCUGAUCUGCGAUGCAACGUCCCUCGCUUCCACGAUGAAUCUCCAUCGGUCUGGGCGGAGUCAGUGGCCCUCAAAGGCCGCGACGGACGCCCUCGUAUCCAUCUCCCUAAGCGAUGGAGAGGGGAAGAUAGAUACGACGUUCCAGGCCGAACCGAAAAGAGGGCCUUGUUAUCUAUCAUGUUCACCAAGCAGAGUCUGUUUGCCUUUGCCAGCUGCCUGGCUCUUGCUGCCGCCGACACCUCAUCUGUCCAGUAUUCUACUGCAGCUGAGAUCGAGGCCGCUCGUGAGUCGGUGCUCCCUUUUUCGCCGGUCUCCAAUGUCAAGGGUGCCGCAUUCAACCGGCUCGUCAACAUCUGGAUUGAGAACACCGACUUUGAUACCACGGCGGCGGAUGCCAACUUUCAAGCUCUGGCCAAGGAAGGUAUUCUUCUUACCAACUACUACGCCGUCACCCACCCUUCGGAGCCCAACUACUGCGCUUCUGCUGCCGGUGAUGACUUUGGCAUGGAUAACGAUGCCUGGCACCAGGUCCCCGCAAAUGUGUCCACCAUUGCCGACCUCUUCGAUACCAAGCGCAUUUCUUGGGGCGAGUACCAGGAGGACAUGCCCUACGCCGGCUACCAAGGCUUCCGGUACCCUGCCUCCGGCCCCAACAGCUACGUGCGCAAACAUAACCCCCUCGUCCUCUUCGACUCGGUCACCAACGACGCCGUCCGCCCGCGCCAAAUCAAGAACUUCACCACCUUCUACGAGGACAUCGAGCACCACCGUCUGCCCCAACACAUGUUCAUCACCCCCAACAUGACCAACGACGCCCACGACACCAACGUCCAAGUCGCCGGAAACUUCCUACACAACUUCAUGACUCCGCUCCUGAGAAACGACUACUUCACCAAAGACACCCUCAUCCUGCUCACCUUUGACGAAACCGCGUCCUACAAGCAGUCCAACCGCGUGUACUCGAUCCUGCUAGGCGGCGCCGUCCCCAAACACCUCAAGGGCACCCAGGAUGACACCUUUUACACGCAUUACUCGGUCAUCGCCUCGCUGAGCGCAAACUGGGGGCUGCCGUCCCUGGGCCGCUGGGAUUGCGGCGCCAACUUAUUCAAGCUUGUCGCCGACAAGACGGGCUACGUCAACUGGGAGGUGGACAUCCAGACGAUCGAUGCCAACGAUUACUUCAAUCAGACGUCGCCCGGUCCGCUGUCCGAUGGGUCGCACACGCACUUUGUGGCAGAGUGGCCCGUGCCUACGACGGAGGAACGCUGCUCGGCUGGACAUGGGAUCCUGCAUGCGGUCAAGAAGACUUAUAAGGGGCUGAAGCCUACUUAUAACUAUACCAGCCCGGUGCCGUAUAGUGUUCCUGCUGGGAUCAAUCUGGGUGUGAAGUAUACCCGUACUCAGAAGCACGGCCACGUGGAGAGUGGGAUUACGAAUUAG